AUGGUCGAUCUUAUGGAAUCUGAGUCUAACCAUCAUCAGCUUAUGGAUCAGGCCACCGAAAAGCCGGUGAAGAAACUCACUAGACACUCUAAAGCUUGCCGAAGAUGUCGCAGACUAAGAAGCAAGUGCAUUAACAGUGGAGAUGGAAGCAAAUGUGAGGCAUGUCGACUAUCAAACCAUGACUGCAUUUUUCUAGCAAGAGGCCAAAAAACUUAUGACGAUCGGGAAUUCCGUCGUCCAAGAGUACGCUCUUCCAAUACCAGUGUGAAGGGGAAAACUGGUCCAGCUUCAACAUCGCCGUCAGCACACCCAGAUGCGGGGUUCCAGUCUAGUGAGUCGUCUGGGCCAGGAUUGAGUGUACAAGGCCUCUUAACUCCAGGUAUCUCGGAUCCUUGGGACUCUUUACCUCCAUUUGAAGAACUUUUUAUAGGUAUCAAUACCUUCACAAAAUCUUUCUUCCAAUUGGGGUUUUUGCCAAAGACGCUAUUUUUCGAGAGGUUGCGGAAGCAACCUGAUACAGUCAGUGUUUUCCUGCUGUUCAGUAUUCUAAGCAUCUCUGCUCGCUUUACUCCUAGUUUGGUGAACAGAUAUGGUGGCGGUUCUAGUGCCACCAAACUAUAUCUCACUCGGGCCGCCGCCUUGAUUCCUGAGCAGAUGUUCCGACCCUCGCUUGAAGCAACUCAGGGAUUUUUUCUUCUCAGUAUUGCAGAGUGGGGGAAUGGAGACAAAAAUCGCAGCUCAAUGUAUAUGGGUAUAGCAGUGACCAUGGCUGGCAUUUUACGACUGCACCGGGAGGAGACCUACAAUCUCCCCGAAGACGCGACGGCUGAGCAAUUCGUCAAUGCAGAAGCUGCGAGGCGCACAUUCUGGAUGCUCGAGAGCUAUAAUAACCUUCUUUCUGGUCUCAGUUCCCCUGUCGCCAUCUCCUACAAUGACAUCUCAGCGCUUUUACCUUGCAGCGAGCCUGAAUUUUCAUUUGGAGCCUUAACAGGGCCCCGUGCUGCGCUGCUUGGCACAAUACCAGCCCUUAAAGACCCAUCAUUGGCUCAUUCCCAAAGCAGAUCGCUGUUUGCAACUUUGCUGCAGACACAUAAUCUAUGGGGUCAAAUAGCAAGGACGGUUGGCACGGAUGCCGACCUACAGGCCCCAGAAGAGAGUCGGAUGAGCCGAAACGACUAUACGAGGCUUUUAGACGCCUUGAACCAAUUUGAAAUAAACAUUCCGAUUCCUCACCGCUGGUCGGUGUGGAACCUCCGAGGUUUCAAAUCGGAAGGCUUGGACCUGGCAUUUCUAUCAGUGGUGAUGGUUCUGAGAUUGAGCAACAUAGUGUUACGACGGCGAUAUCUUCACGACAAAUCAAUUUCCCAGGAAGGCUAUCCGCAAGACACGGGACAUGUUACAACAGAGCUAUUCGAGAAUAUGCUUAUUCUGCACGAACAAAUCGACGCAUUCUUUGACUUCCGCUCACCCGAGCAGGGUUUCCCAGCUCUUAUCGUGUUCUGUGUUUAUGUUUGUGGCUCUCUAGCCAACCAUCUGCACCAGAAACCAAGCGUCUGUCCGAGCAUUGCUCCUCAGGCUGAGGAGAUCCUCCGGAAAUCCUUAACAGGAUUGGGUCAGUUGCAACACGCCUGGCCCCUUGCUCGACGCUGGAAUAAGGCACUCUGUAGAGCCAGUGCGCGGAUUAGAACUCAAUCACAGGAUGAAACAUCCCCAUCAGUUGGAUUCUCACCAUCCACAGAGCUUAUUGUGUCUGAGCUUCAGCCAUCGCCCGGGGCAAUACCUCGACUCAAUGAUCCAUUCCCAACAGAUGUGAUGCUGGCAGAGUUUGAGACUUACCCCUGGAGUGAUAUCUUUACGGAUUUAAUAAAUAAUGAGUACUCAAUGUGA
This is a messenger RNA of Penicillium taxi, 1887 nucleotides long. Its product is annotated as Zn(II)2Cys6 transcription factor. Bases 1 to 1887 code for a protein of 628 amino acids. Gene Ontology annotation, molecular function: DNA binding; DNA-binding transcription factor activity, RNA polymerase II-specific; zinc ion binding. Gene Ontology annotation, biological process: DNA-templated transcription; regulation of DNA-templated transcription. The record is from RefSeq and is a predicted model, not a curated record. Gene Ontology annotation, cellular component: nucleus. The transcript has a single exon. Lineage: Eukaryota; Fungi; Ascomycota; Eurotiomycetes; Eurotiales; Aspergillaceae.